This is a messenger RNA of Gongylonema pulchrum, 1050 nucleotides long. The record is from the annotation of a GenBank genome assembly. Lineage: Eukaryota; Metazoa; Nematoda; Chromadorea; Rhabditida; Gongylonematidae.
AUGCUUCUAAUUGCAGUUGAUGUAAAAUGGUCAGCAUCUCUUCGUAGUCGUCCGGCUUUACCUUUGUGGUUACAUUUAAUGCCAUCUCGACAUAAACCUCUCGGAUACUUAUAUGGUACUGCGGUGACACCUCUCAAUCAAGUCGUUAUUCAUGUUAUUGCUCGGCGCUUGGAUAACUACGAUAAGGCAGAACAAUUCAUCACAAUAUUUUUGAACGAUAAUGAGAGGUAUAAUAACACAACGCAGCAGUUCGCCGAGGUUUACGUGAAAAACUAUGAUCCUGAAGAUCUCAUGAUUGAUCGUACUGGAAUUGUCAAUCGACUGAAACAAUCGCUAAAAGAAUCAUUCAGAGGCAAAUCGCUGAACCCUUACAUAUUCCAGAUUUUGCCCGCCGGUAAUGCGCCACCAGAAACAUCCCAUUUUGAUCCAAAACAUAAAGUUGGAAGCAUUAUUCGAGUUGGUACCCAGAGUCGUUUUCACGUGAACGUACUGAACUUGGAACGUGGCUUGCAAAGAAACCCACAGUACUGCAACCGGAAUCCACUUGUGCCACUCGACAAGUUUUUCGCGCCAGUUUUCGAAAUAAACUGGUGUAAUUUCCAUGUGAGGAAUGUAACGACACUAACAAUCCACAGCAAUGACGAAUGGCUGGAAAGACGGACAAUAAAAAUUAUAAGACCGGAUGCGCGCACUGUACACACUCCGUACUUUCGCGAGGACUUGCCCACUCAACCUCUGCUGACUGCCGAAACACCGGUGAUACACACUCGAUACUACUUCUGGGAAUCGUUCCUGAUGUUUCCGAUGCUGGGUGUAUGUUGCAUAUUGUUACUCAUUCUGCUGAGCCUCAUUUUCUUUGGACGACGCGAAGGCCAGCACUGGAGAGAUUAUAAAACACCAAAAAGGCAACUGGAGGAAUAUGCCAGUGUACGCGACAGUCAGCGUCACUUGCGGGAGCUUUCCAUGCAGCGGCAAAUGCUUCUGAUGGCUUCCGACCGGGCACAACCACACACGCCAAUGGGUUUGCUUUUGCCUCAUUUCCUUCGUUAA